AUGGUUUUCGCUGCCGAGUCUCUUUUCUCGCCGUAUUUCGAAGACCGUUUGAUAGCCACCAAGUUUGCACAAACUCCGCCGAUUGCCAUGCUGCCAAAGAAGACCUCUUUCCUGGAAAUGCUAUUCUCUUCUCGGCAGAAGUCUCGAGGAGACCCUCCAUCGCCCCCUCCUCAGCCUCCACCAAGUCCGACUGGAUGGACCGGGAAAAUAGUCAAAGAUGACACGGAUGUGAUCGCUCUUCCAGGGUGGUACUAG
This is a messenger RNA of Mytilinidion resinicola, 255 nucleotides long. RefSeq lists its product as uncharacterized. Bases 1 to 255 code for a protein of 84 amino acids. Lineage: Eukaryota; Fungi; Ascomycota; Dothideomycetes; Mytilinidiales; Mytilinidiaceae. The transcript has 2 exons. The record is from RefSeq and is a predicted model, not a curated record.